This is a messenger RNA of Vigna unguiculata (cowpea), 588 nucleotides long. RefSeq lists its product as uncharacterized. The record is from RefSeq and is a predicted model, not a curated record. NCBI's taxonomy places the organism in Eukaryota, Viridiplantae, Streptophyta, Magnoliopsida, Fabales, Fabaceae.
UUAUCAAAGCCUUCCACCUCACAAAUCUCUCAUCACACACUUCAUUUUUUUCUAAAAUCAUCGAUUCAUCUAUCGAAAUAUGGGAAACUGUGUUAAGGCUGCAUCAUCAAUGGAGUGGGACGGCGAGGACUGGAGCGAUUUGAAGUCGAAGAAGAGAAGCUCAAAGGCUCACGAGUUGAGUUUAGGGAAAGGGCAGAAAGAGAAGCUUAUGCAAACGCUGAAACUUUGUCCUGAUGCCAAUGGGAAAGUGAAGAUAAAGAUAUCAAAGAAGGAGUUGGCACAACUUUUUCAGAAGCAACACCAGAGAGCUUCUUCUGCAGAACAAGUUCUGGUUGGCUUAAUAAAAUCCAGAAAUGAUGAUGCUGGUCACAGAUUCUGGAUGCCCAUGCUAGAGACUAUUCCUGAGGCCACUUGAUUAGUUCCUCCAGGGUCAAGGUUUUUUUUUUUUCAAUCUUUUCAUGUAAAAUAGAUGCUCCUGUGAAUAUUUCUUCUUGUGAAUAGAUGCUCCUGUCUUGUAUUUAAAACCAGAUCAAAGUUAAAAACUUCAUCUUCGUGAUUCAGUAAUAAACCAAUAAUUGAAGAUUGCAA